Messenger RNA from Balaenoptera musculus (blue whale), 939 nucleotides. Its product is annotated as histone H2A type 1-J-like. NCBI's taxonomy places the organism in Eukaryota, Metazoa, Chordata, Mammalia, Artiodactyla, Balaenopteridae. Gene Ontology annotation, molecular function: DNA binding; structural constituent of chromatin; protein heterodimerization activity. The coding region runs from base 9 to 398 and encodes 129 amino acids. The record is from RefSeq and is a predicted model, not a curated record. The transcript has 2 exons. Gene Ontology annotation, cellular component: nucleosome.
CUCAGCUCAUGAUGUCCGGACGAGGCAAACAAAGCGGUAAGGCUCGCGCUAAGGCCAAGACUCGGUCUUCGCGAGCCGGGCUUCAGUUCCCCGUGGGCCGGGUGCACCGCUUGCUCCGCAAGGGCAACUACGCCGAGCGGGUUGGGGCCGGCGCGCCGGUGUACCUGGCGGCGGUGCUGGAGUAUCUGACGGCCGAGAUCCUGGAGCUGGCGGGCAACGCGGCCCGCGACAAUAAGAAGACGCGUAUCAUCCCGCGCCACCUGCAGCUGGCCAUCCGCAACGACGAGGAGCUCAACAAGUUGCUGGGCAAAGUCACCAUCGCUCAGGGCGGCGUCUUGCCCAACAUCCAGGCCGUGCUGCUGCCUAAGAAGACCGAGAGCCACCACAAGACCAAAUAAGUAACAAGAUCCAGCAAUCACUUCACUUAUCCAGUCCUGGGUUCCAGUUUUGUACCAUAAUGUGAAGGCUUCAAAGUGAAUAGUUGAGGCCCCAAAAGAGAAGAGAAUGAGGCUUUAAAGAAAACAUGGAAGAGAUAUUCAGUACAGACCAUUUAUGGGCUACAUAUGUAACAUGAAUGCACUUUAGGUGGGUAUCGUUCCAGUUACAAUUUAGAAAAGAAAUGCUAUGGGACUGAAUGUUUGAGCCCCCUGCCCCCCUUUCAUAUAUUGAAAUCCUAACCCCCCAAUGUGAUGGUAUUUGGAGAUGGGGGCUUGGGAGGUAAAUGGGUUUAGAUGAGGUCAUGAAGGUAGAAUCCUCAUGGUGGGAUUAGCACUCUUGUAAGAAGAAGAGACCAGAGCUCCCCACGCACUCCUGGAGCCCACAAAGAAGAAAUCACAUGAGCACACAGAGAGAUGGCAGCACCUACAAACCAGGAAGCAGGUCUUCACCAGACAUGGAAUCUGUUGGCCCCUUGCUCUUGGACUUCCCAGAUUCCAGAAC